AUGUGGCUGUGGGAGACGCAGGGCGGCCUCCUGGGCCCCUUCUCCUUCCUGCUGCUGCUGUUCCUGCUGGUGACCCGCAGCCCCUGCAAUGCCUGCGUCUUCACCGGCGUCCUCUACCUCCUGCUGCGCCUCUUCAGCUUCGAGCCCCUGCCCGCGCGCCGGGCCCUGCAGGUGCUGCGGCCCCGCGACCGCGUCUCCGCCAUCGCCCACCGCGGCGCCUGCCACGACGCCCCCGAGAACACGCUGGCGGCCAUUCGGCAGGCAGCUAAGAAUGGAGCAACAGGCGUGGAGCUGGACAUUGAGUUUACCGCUGAUGGGAUUCCCAUCUUAAUGCACGAUAACACGGUAGAUAGGACAACAGAUGGCACUGGUCGAAUAUGUGAUUUGACAUUUGAACAAAUUAGGAAACUUAAUCCUGCAGCAAAUCACAGAUUAAGGAAUGAUUUCCCUAAUGAAAAAAUCCCUACCCUGAGAGAAGGAGUUGUAGAGUCCCUAAAUCAAAACCUCACAAUCUACUUUGAUGUCAAGGGCCAUGCAAAUCAGGCUAUUGAUGCUCUGAAGAAAAUAUAUAUGGAGUUUCCACAACUAUACAAUACUAGUAUGGUCUGCUCUUUCUUGCCAGAAGUUAUCUAUAAGAUGAGACAAACAGAUCGGAAUGUAAUAACAGCUUUAACUCACAGACCUUGGAGCCUUAGCCAUCAGGGAGAUGGGAAACCUCGCUAUGAUAACAUGUGGAAACUGUCCAUAUUUGUGGUCUUAGACAUUUUCCUCGACUGGAGCAUGCAUAAUAUCUUGUGGUACCUGUGUGGAAUUUCAGUUUUCCUCGUACAAAAGGAUUUUAUAUCUCCGAACUACUUAAAGAAGUGGUCAUCUAAAGGCAUUCAGGUCGUUGGUUGGACUGUUAAUACUUUUGAUGAAAAAAGUUACUUUGAAUCCUAUCUUGGUUCCAGCUAUAUGACCGACAGCAUGUUGGAAGACUGCCCACCUCACUACUAG
This is a messenger RNA of Pipistrellus nathusii (Nathusius's pipistrelle), 996 nucleotides long. The record is from the annotation of a GenBank genome assembly. Lineage: Eukaryota; Metazoa; Chordata; Mammalia; Chiroptera; Vespertilionidae.